Molecule: messenger RNA, 3999 nt
Organism: Aspergillus clavatus NRRL 1
Lineage: Eukaryota; Fungi; Ascomycota; Eurotiomycetes; Eurotiales; Aspergillaceae
Product: WD repeat protein
Exons: 7
Coding region: 1-3999 (1332 amino acids)
Biological process (GO): vacuolar acidification
Cellular component (GO): RAVE complex
Molecular function (GO): protein binding
Source: RefSeq, a predicted model, not a curated record
AUGCGGGCGGUGCUGCCAGGGAGACCCCCAGCGAAGCUCCAAUCUUUCAGCACGGCGCUGUGGGAUGGUCUCCGCGUUGUGGUGUACAUCUCCGGGAAUGCGCUGGUUAUCCUCGGCGGUCCGCAUACGCUCCUCCAGACCAUCUACGUGGACGAUACCAAGACCCUUGAAGCUGUGACGAUCGAUGAGGCAUCGGGCCGGAUCGCGGUAUGCGGGGGGCCAGAUGUCUUCAUCUACCAACCGUACGGCAUCAAACACGAAACGUUAAAGUGGUCCCUCCUACAUACCUUUCGCAGCGGAGAUGAUGAUGAAACAAUCCGCACCUUGUGCUGGGGCUCCUCCGACGAGCUGCUCCUGGGCAAUUCACACCUUAGACUCUGGUUUCUGAACGACGUGCCGCGGAUUGUAUGGAAGCGGAAGCUUGCCAACCCGGUAAAAUUCGCGCAGUUUUCGCCCGAUUCGACCCUCGUGGUAACAACAGGACACUACGACCGCAUGGUCAAGGUCUGGCGAAGGCUCUCCUUUGGCGCGGACGAUGUGCGGUUCGAGGUCUCGUACCUUCCACACCCGGCCAUUGUGACUGGGAUGCACUGGCGCAAGCUGUAUCACCGUGAGCAGUCAAUGGAGAAUGUAUUCUAUACACUUUGCGCGGAUAACAAGAUCAGGGUAUGGGCAACAAUAGAUCAUCAUGGUCCCCCGGCCCUCCAGUUGUGGACGGAAAUCGACAUGGGUGUCUCUGUACAGCCAAGAGAGACUACGGAUGAGAGGGAGCAGACUCGUCGGUACGGCUUCAUUGUCGACAGCCGGGACUUCUGCAUUGCUACGGAACGGGCGGUACAGCGAAGCGCUGGGGACAAAGAGAACCAUGCGCUGGAACAUAUAAUUGAAGUCGCGAACAAAAAUCCGGAGAUUUGCGUUGUGCUGGAUGGGCAAGGUCACAUGUCUGCUUGGGCUUUGGAGGAUGUAGGCUCUAAAGUCAAAUCGAAUAUGAACGUCUUCAACAUCCUGCAUGUGGAAGGCUUGGAUUUCUCGUUCAUCCCCGGGCUUCCUGCUGAGGAAGAUUAUGCUCAGCUCUGUGCGUUUCAGAGCACACCAUCGGCAGACUCGCUGUCUAUCCUUGUUCAUCAUUUUGACGGCAGAAUUGAAUGGUUUGACUCGCAAGUUGAUGUUUUAUUCGACCCGAUGGCGCGCAAGAAUCGCAUAGCCCUCAAGGCGUCUUGGACCGGACACACGGACCCGAUCAAAAAGAUUGUCCGUAAUGCAGCUGGUGAUACGCUUGUGUCUCGUACCAACGAGAACAAAGCCACGAUCUGGAAGCAAAAAUGGCGACAUGGCCGAUCAAUACUAGUCCGCAAGAGUUGGCUCUAUUCGGACGAGCACAUCCAUCGCAGCUGCGUGAUCGAAAGCGGCGACUUCUUGGUCAAUCUUCAUCAUUACGGUAUCUCUGUCUGGGAUAUCCGAUCAUUCCAUGCUCAGCAGGUUGCCUUCUCCGUAUUUGAACUCUCAAGCAAACCACUGUGCGUCCUUCCGAUACCCACGGCAGAUAGGAACGGCAACGUUGUCUAUAUCGCAACAAUAGGCGCCGAUAUGAAUGGCAUAGCAUGGGAAAUUCGGUUGCCAACUGCAUCCCACCAGACAAAUGGUGAUACUGAAUCAACUCAGUGCUCCCUACGAAAGUUUUGUACUUUCAAUUUAGGACUUGACGAGGACAUGUCAUACAUAUUGCCUGUUGACCCUGCGGGCCCUCAGACAACCGUCUCCGGUUUUUUCGACCUCUUCUCUCCAGACAUUGCACUGUCAUAUACGAGUCACGGUGUCCUCCAUACUUGGACGGCCAAGGUUGAUCAGCAGAAUAGCCAAGUGGAAUUCUUGCUGACUUCGACUGUGAAUACGGGUAUUGAAAACCCAACUCUUGCCAGCGGCAGUUCUACUAGGAAAGCAGCCCUGGUGGAUCAAGACCGAACCCACCUGACGAUCUGGGAUACAAACGGUGCACAGCUGGAGUUCGAGGAGCAUUUCGCGCAGCACGACGUGAUUCGCGAUCUCGAUUGGACAUCCACACCAGAUAAACAGUCAGUACUGGCGGUCGGCUUCCCCCACAAAGUUAUUCUGUUAUCUCAGUUGCGCUAUGACUACCUCGACGCUGGUCCGUCCUGGACGCAGGUCAGGGAGAUUUGGAUCCGGGAUUUGACACCCCAUCCCAUUGGAGACUCUUGCUGGCUCAGCAAUGGCCACCUCGGGAUUGGUGCUGGAAAUCAGCUUUUCGUAUACGAUAACGAGAUUGCGACCAGCGAUCGUUUGGUCUCGCAACUUCGAAUUCCUUCUCGGGGUUUUUCUUCAGUUGAUUUAUUUGAGGUUGUCGGCCGCCUGAACGGUCCGCUACCCGUCUUUCAUCCACAGUUCCUUGCGCAGUGCAUUCUGAGCGGAAAGACUAAUCUGGUGCAUACGAUUUUGACAACUCUUUACCGCAAGCUGAAAUUCUACACCGAAGGCGAUGAUAUCGAUGGAUUUUUGGAAAUGCCUCUCGAGAAUUUCUAUGAGGAACACGAUAUCUCACAACAAGCGUCCUCGAAACAACUUCAAGCCUCGUUCGCUGACCUUGACCUGGAUGAAUCUUCCACUGUCAUCGAUGAAACCACGGCCACGGCACUGAAUGAGAAUCUGUCUCGGUUCGCACUACCGCAGCUCUCCAGCCAUGAACAAUUUCGCCUCGCCGAUACGGUCGAGUGCGUGGCGACAGUCGAGAAGCACCGAAGGUCAAUGGAUGAUAACGCCGCUCGCUAUCUUUUGUUCUUCCGGCAGCAUAUGCUAAGGAGGAGUCAGGGAGUUGCGAACAAAGAUACAGUGUCUUGGCGAGAGAUUGUUUGGGCUUACCAUAGUGAUAGCCAGGAUAUCCUUUCUGAUCUCGUGUCCAAACAGUUUGGUGGCAAAUUGCAAUGGACGUCUGCGAGAGAGAGCGGUAUUUUUAUGUGGCUCGCCGAUACCUAUGCUAUACGAGCACAAUUGGAAGUUGUCGCACGGAAUGAAUAUACCAAGACGGAGGAAAAGAACCCUCUCGACUGCUCCUUACUCUACAUAGCACUACGGAAAAAGAACAUCCUCCAGGGUCUCUGGCGAAUGGCGACCUGGCAUCGGGAACAAGCUGCUACCCAACGUUUACUGGCGAAUAACUUCCAAGAAGAGCGAUGGAAGACUGCAGCUCUGAAAAAUGCUUAUGCUUUACUUGGGAAACGGAGGUUUGAAUAUGCGGCAGCCUUCUUUCUUCUUGCCGACCAUUUACGCGAUGCCGCCAAUGUCUGCUUGAACCAGGUUGGUGAUCUGCAGCUUGCCAUCGCGAUCACGCGUGCCUACGAAGGCGACAGUGGACCAGUCCUAAGGGAGAUUUUGGAAGAAAGAGUUUUGCCAGAAGCAACGUCCGACGGAAACAGAUGGAUGGCAUCGUGGGCCUUUUGGAUGCUGGGCCGCCGCGACAUGGCUGUGCGCUCUCUGAUUUCGCCAAUCGAGACACUGAUCCCUUCUACACCUUUAUCACCUGGGAGCCCCGGCUCAAUCUCGCUUCAAGCGAGAUCAUAUCUAUCGAAUGACCCUGCGUUGGUCGUGUUGUACAAGCAACUUCGGGAGAAGACUUUGCAGACAUUGAAAGGGGCCUCCCAAGUAUCGGCGCGAGCCGAAUGGGAUUUUAUCACUCGUAAUGCUCGAUUGUAUGAUCGAAUGGGUUGCGAUCUUCUGGCUCUCGACCUGGUACGCCAUUGGGAGUUCCUGAGCGUACCUCUUCCCAAGACAAUCAAAGACGUCUCGGCCAGAUUGCAGGAGAACGGUGUCGACUACCGGAAGAUGCUGCGACGAAGAAGCAGUCUUGUGGUAGCGGAUUUGCCGACCAAGACUGAGCUUGCACAGCAGGAGACAGAGCCAUCCACCGAGCCAAAGAAACCUCAACCCCCGCCUACGAUGUUCCACGAGCCGGAUGCCAACUCUCUGCUUGACAGCUUUGGGUUUUGA